AUGUCUAUUGGCGCUGUAACAGGGUCUUUUGGCCGAGUAUUAUUGGAAUCAGCAACCUCGAUACUUCCUCGUUGGUCCACUUCAAACGGGACUUCCGCUCCAAGCAUGGGUGCUGCAUUACAGCGCAAGAUUAUGGAACUACUGGAAAGACGUCAAAAUAAUGGCAGCGAUGUAGACUAUUUCUCUAAUAAUGGUAUUUUGCUAGCAGUGCCUAAGAAGAAGGUAUCACAUCAAAAGAAGAGACAAAAGUUGUAUGCGCCAGGUAGCAAGCAAUUGAAAAUGAUGCAUCAUUUGAACAAGUGUCCAUCUUGUGGACAUUAUAAGAAGGCCCAUACCUUGUGUAUGCACUGUGUGGGGCAAAUUCGUCAAAUUUGGAAAGCUCAUACCAACAACAAGCCAGCUGAACCCAUCCAAGAACAAGAAUUAUCAGAACUGGACAAACGUAUAUUGUAUCCAGGAAGAAAGGAAACUGCAUACACUAAGAAGCUCAAGGAAAAGGACAGCUAUUUGCUAAAACGUAUGAAGCCUCUUCCAGUGGAAAAGUCUGAGAAGGAAUGA
Kluyveromyces marxianus DMKU3-1042 is the source of this 558-nucleotide messenger RNA. It is a transcript of the gene MRPL32, whose product is annotated as mitochondrial 54S ribosomal protein bL32m. Bases 1 to 558 code for a protein of 185 amino acids. The transcript has a single exon. Gene Ontology annotation, cellular component: mitochondrial large ribosomal subunit. The record is from RefSeq and is a predicted model, not a curated record. Gene Ontology annotation, molecular function: structural constituent of ribosome. Gene Ontology annotation, biological process: translation. Lineage: Eukaryota; Fungi; Ascomycota; Saccharomycetes; Saccharomycetales; Saccharomycetaceae.